Molecule: messenger RNA, 1740 nt
Organism: Lodderomyces orthopsilosis Co 90-125
Lineage: Eukaryota; Fungi; Ascomycota; Pichiomycetes; Serinales; Debaryomycetaceae
Product: dolichol kinase
Exons: 1
Coding region: 1-1740 (579 amino acids)
Biological process (GO): dolichyl monophosphate biosynthetic process
Cellular component (GO): endoplasmic reticulum membrane
Molecular function (GO): dolichol kinase activity
Source: RefSeq, a predicted model, not a curated record
AUGGCGAGAACUAGAAAUGGAUCCAAAAAGUCCUCAGCCAAGGAGGAUAUAACAUUGAGGUCGACUGCAUCGAUAUUCAAAAAUGCCGAUCCAGCGCUUCUUGAAGAGGAGGACAAGAAGAAGAAAGUAGCUGAGGUCAACCCCGAUAAGGAACCCUUGGGCAAUGCCCAAGAUGAUAUCGAUAACGCUGGGUUCCCAUUUAAUUACCUUUACAAGUUUCAAGAUUUCUUGAACGAACAUGUCAAUCUCUUAAAGGGGGUGCAAUUGCUCCUCAUUGGGUUUUUCAUGCAAUUGAUUUAUUUGAGACAAGACAAAUUUGAUCAUUUAAAACUGACACUACCAAUGAUUUGCUUUAGUGGUAUUGGGAUAGUUGCGUGUACUGUACUUAGUAUAGUCAAGAGCAAACUGGACAAACUCCACGUACCCGAUUUCAAUUACUUUUAUUGUGUCUUGUUACCAUCAUUGAUUGGUAUUGUGCAUUUCGAUCGUAAUUGGAUUAUUGUCAACUGUGCUCUCAAUUAUUUCAUUGUUGAUCAAAUGAAUGCUAUUUUCAACUUGAUUUCAAGUGUGAUCUUCUUUGAAAUUUAUAAAGAAGACUCAAAAGCUACCUUGGAUACUUUUCAGUUUAUUCAGAUUGCUGCAGCACAUUUUUUCCUCAGUUUUGCGUUAAAUUAUAUCAAUGAUGCCAAUAUUCACAAUCUGGAGGAUGAGGGUGUGGCUGAAGGCAAACGUUCUUUGAAGAAGUCGGAGAUACAACUUAUAUGCUUGUUACUUGUGAAUAUAUUAUUCAACCAUGGUUUAGUGAAUCAAGCAUUACCUUUACAGAUAUUUCAAAAGUUGUUAGUCAGCUUUGUGGUUACUGGACUCUUUGCUUAUCCUAUCUAUACGUAUUUACCUGGAUUGGUAAAUAUUGCAUUAUUUGGGGGUAUUUUCUGCUACUUGACUAUAUACCAAUUGGACUGUGUUGUUGGAAAAAACGCAUUAUCCUGGUUACUAGAGUACAUUGAGAAUGACGCGGAAAAGAUUUACUUGUUGAAGAUUUGGAUCAGUCUGGCAAUUGUUGUAAUUCCAUUGGUUUUCCUCUUUGCCGAUUCGUUCAGUUUGAAUGUGAGAAGAAAAAUUUGGCAUCUAUAUGUGAUUUUCGCGUUGACGUUUUCCCCCGAGAUACUAUUCAGUGAAACUCAAUUCACCUUGAUUGCAUUGCUUGGUAUGAUCAUAGUCUUUUUAAUAGUUGAAGUUCUCAGACUUAAUCAGGUCAGCUUCAUAGGUAAAUACUUGCACAACGUGCUUGAUAAGUUCCAAGAUCUGAAAGACAAACAAGGACCAUUGAAUUUGUCUUAUAUCUAUUUGCUUGUGGGAGUUACUACCCCGGUGGUUUACGAUUAUCUUGUACACGGAGAAAAGACAACCAUAAUACGGUAUAUCGGGCCUAUUACUUUAGGGGUAGGAGAUACCUUAGCAUCAGUCGUUGGUAGAAAAUUUGGCUCAAUUAAAUGGAAAGGAAGUGAAAAAUCGAUACAAGGUACAUUGGCAUUCAUCAUUGGCUCAUUGAGUGCAAUCAAUGCUGUGGAAUAUAUAAAUACUGAUAAUAAAAAGUAUUUGCCUGUCUCCAAUUGGGAGAACUUGUUUGUUUCAAUUAUAUUGGCCGGUUUACUUGAAGGUACAUCUGAUCUCAAUGACAAUUACUUGAUACCUAUUUUCCUCCCUGCAGCAUAUGAGUUGUUAAAUAGAUGCUAUUAG